GCAUUCAGCAGAGCAUGCAUAGAACUCACGCCUUCAAGACUACUAAGUUCCACACAUUCGCCUGACGAGCCGCCUUUCGCUCCCACGCAAUUGCUGGCAAAUGCCAUCCCUGCUCUAAUAUCAAGGGACGUCUAUCUGCUCUGAGGAGCGUCUGUGUUCGUUUCUUAGAAUCUCCGUUGUGUGCGUUACUACUAGCCGUGAACGAAGUUCCUCGGCCUUGUGAGGGAGCUUCGUUCCGCAGCUAACCCGCGCAUUCCGUGCUAUGUUGGUUCGUCUGAGUCAAAGGUGUAGAGUUUUAGUUUUUUUUUGGCGCCUAGUGAAUAGACCCGCGCAUCUUGUGCUGUGUUGGUUCGUCUAAGUCUGACGUGUAGACUCUCAUCUCCCAGCUGUUGGAUGCACGGAAUAAUAGGUAGCAAUGGAGCACCUCUUUGUUCGAGGCCCUACUACAGUAUUCCUUCACUCUUAACGAGUCGAUCCCCGACGCUGCGUUAUACAGGCUCGCGUGAAAAGCGGCAUCACAGGUUGAAGCGGCAACACGGAGUGCAGCGCGUUUUGCGCAGAGCACGAUAGGCCGGAGAGAAGGAGGCAUUCUUGCCAAGGAUUGUGCGUCAGUGAGAAUGGGGUCCACGCAACCAUGGCGAUCAGCAGCCACGCAAUCAGCGCGAUCAGCAGCUAUGCAAUCAUGGCGAUCGCCAGCCACGCAGCGUCCUCUUUCGCAGCAGAUGCCGAGUCCCCUAAGUUCCAGAACCCCCUCACGUUCCAGAAACUCCCUAAGUUCUGGAAAUUCCCUAAGUUCUGGAAACUCCCUAAGUUCUAGAAACUCCCUAAGUUCUAGAAGGUACCGAAGUGUUAGAAGUUACCGAAGUUCCCUCAUCAUCAUGGAGCAAUCUCCCCUCUCCUCUCUGGCUUCUUCGCCUCGCUUUGGUUUGCGCCAGCUUCGCGCUAUACCCGUGCGCAAGUCCCAACAGUCAUCCGCGUUAAAGGCAGUCUCGGUACCGGAACAAGCAGACUCGUCCGGCGUUGUUGAAGAUUCCGCCGCAUGCUUAACGAAGCUUGCUGAUUGGCUGGCUGGUCUGGGCCAUGAUCCGUUGGGGAUUCGCCUCGAGAUUGCCGCAGAUGGGUCGUCCAGAAGUGGUUCUCCAGUGACAAGCGUCUCUGCAGUAACCAGUGGUGCUACAGUAAAAUAUGACGCUUCAGUAGAGAGCGGCGCUAAUAAUGCAGUGAAGAGCGGUGCUACAGUUCACAGGAUCGGAGCAGUGGCGGGGUCCAAGGGGGUGAAGCAAGGGGAGGUGACAGUAGCGGUGCCACAUGCUGCUAUGAUGAACGUGCAGACAGCGAUGGAGUGCCCUGUGAUUGGCCCAGUAAGCCGAGCCUCCAAGCUGACAGGCUGGCAGACGCUGCUGCUGCACCUGCUGUGGGAGCGCGCCAAGGGGGAGGGAAGCUUCUGGGAGGCUUACGUCGCGGUAUUGCCUUAUGAGCAUGAGAUGGCUCAAUCCCAUCCACUUAUGUGCUCUGAUGAUUGGCUCAGCUAUUGGCUCCAAGGCUCCCCACUCCUGCAAACCAUCCAAUCCCGCUGCGACAUGUGCAGGUCAGAUGCUGCAGCGCUGGUAGCAGCAGGAGCCAACAACCUGCCGCUGCCACACACUGCACCCACCCAGCCAUUGGUAUCAGAGCAGCAGCAGCAGCAUCACUUGGUAUCAGAGCAGUCUGUGCGGUGGGCUGCCAGUGUGCUACUCAGCCGGGCGUUUGCCCUCGACCUAUCGCUAGACCCUGUUAAGCCAUUCCCAGGAGAUGACAUCUCCACUCCAGGCCUCACCCUCUGCCUCGUCCCCUGGGCUGACUGCCUCAACCACAGCAGCGCUGCCACUGUUGUUUCCUGCUUGGCUUACGACCCUGACUCUCGAACCGCCAGGCUCGGCGCGCACCGAGCCUACGCGCCAGGCUCGGAGGUGUUUGACUCGUACGGCCCGUGGCUGAGCCCGAGGCAACUGUUUCUGGACCAUGGGUUCGUGGAUGAGGUGGUGUUCGAAGGGCUUAGACCUCUUAACGAGGAUGCUCUUAGUGCAGCAAUGGGUCAUGAGCUUGUAGAUCGAAUGGGUUUUCAAGGGGCGAAGGAGGAGGAGGAGGAGUGGGAGGAAGAGGAGGAGGGGUGGGAGGAGGAGGAGCAUGGGAGAGGUGAGGAGGAUGAGUAUUGCUGGACUGGGCAUACAGAGCACAGUGACCAUGUGAUCGAGCUGCCUGCCAGCAUCUUGGGCCCCUUCGACGACACUCUCAACACCUCGCUGCUGGAAGCAGCAGGCCUUCCCAUUGACUCCUCCCACUUCUCUCUCACCCCAGCCGGCCCUGACGACAGCAUAGUGGCUUGGCUUAGGGCCGCUUUGGCCUCUGCUGCUGAGCUGGCAGCGGCUGGCUGGCGCCACGUAGACGCCUCUGAUUGGCUGAGUGGCGGCCGCAGCUGGCGCCUGGAGCAGAGAGCAGCAACGGUGAUGGGAAGGAUUGCAGGGGGAGGGGCGACUGGGAAAGACACUGAGAGGGAGCUGUACAGCCGCCUUGCUUCUGCUGCUCGCUUGCAGCUGCAAGGAUACCAAACAACAAUCGUGGAGGAUAUUGCCCUGCUCUUUCAGCGGCCAGCAUUGGACCCAGGCUACUCCCUUCAAAGCUCGCCAGCCAGGGAAGCAGACCAGAGACCCAUUGAGAGGGCAGCGGUAGCAGCACUACUGAGCGAGAAGCUGGCUCUGUCUGGCGCUAUUCAGCUGAUGGCAUCUGAGCUUCAAGCACUAGAGACACAGGGUUGAGCCUAGAUUACCAAGGCCCCUUAGAGGGCAGCGGUAGCAGCGCUGCUGAGCGAGAAGUGGCUGGCGUAAUCCAGCUGAUGACAUCUGAGCUCCAGGCACUUGAGUCCUGAGCUACUCCGGCCUUCCAAGGCCUCUGAGAUUUCACCUGUAACAGCAGCAUCAAAUGAGAAGCUGGCUCUGUCUGGCGCAAUCCAGCUGAUGGCAUCUGAGCUCCAGGCACUAGAGCCACUCAUAUGAGCCUGCAAGCUGCUCGGUGGUACCCAUGCCCCUAGGAAGGAGUGCCGUGGCAGCAAGUCCAUUAGUGAGCUGGCACUGUCUGGCGCUAUCCAGCUAAUGGCAUCUGAGAUUCAGGCAGUAGAGCCACUCCAGGCACCCAGCAACCAUCCACAGUGAUAGGCACAUGUUCUUAGUCCUUUCAUGAUCAGACUGCAUUUGAUUGACAUGCUCAUACAG
Molecule: messenger RNA, 3248 nt
Organism: Closterium sp. NIES-67
Lineage: Eukaryota; Viridiplantae; Streptophyta; Zygnematophyceae; Desmidiales; Closteriaceae
Source: the annotation of a GenBank genome assembly